AUGCCGAAGCGAGUACGUACAUACUCGCUGGUAGACAAGACAGUCUAUAGCAAACUGAAAAUUCUCAUUGAGUGGGGCUGGGCACUUCUCCAUGAGAAUACCAUGAUUGCAGCAGCUAGCAUCGCAGGCCCCAGCGAGCUCUUCAUCAAGAGUGGCUCCACCCUUGUGCUGAGCUGCAUCGCCCUCCUCCACCCUGACGCCGUCAGCAAGGUGGACUGGCUACACAACCUUACCAAACUCUCCGUAGCGGGUCCACGAGGCGGUGUAAGCGUCCACACGGAGAAAGCUGGUCAGCUGCUCUCCUCCAAGCUGUCUGUGGUGAAGGUAGCAGCCAGCGACGCCGGCAACUAUACUUGCCAUCCAGAUUCUGUAGAACCAGCCUCCGCCACCGUAUUCAUUGUUGACGAGGAGUUCCCCGCAGCGAUGCACCACGACAACGGAGCCAGCAGUAGGCAGCCACUGGGGACUCUGGCUAACGUGGCUGUGAACAUCAACCUUGCUCUCCUGGCUUCUGCUAAUCAAAUUUCUGCUUUUUCCUAUAACUGUUUGUUUUAUUCUCUCUUAUAACUAGACCUGAAAAUAGUAUAUAUUUUUAUGACAUUCAAAUAUUUAAUGUAUAUACUUGAGAAAAAUGAUUGAAUCGUAAUAAACAGUGUGAAUAUAAGUGAGUUCAAGUGUUUAUAUGUGUUUAUAUAUGUAAUAAUAUGUAUAUAACAAAAUUUUAAUCAACAAAUAGCUUAUUCAAGAUAUAUAAAAGUCGCGCCGAAUAAACCAAACUGGGGAGUCCAGCCUACAGAGCAGCAGUGUUUUUCUGUUGAAUAUACAGAAUAAAAAUUUGGUAUUGCAAAAAAAUACAUAUGUAACUGAUUUUAUGCAUCAACAAGUGUGACAGAA
This is a messenger RNA of Cherax quadricarinatus, 894 nucleotides long. NCBI's taxonomy places the organism in Eukaryota, Metazoa, Arthropoda, Malacostraca, Decapoda, Parastacidae. The record is from RefSeq and is a predicted model, not a curated record.